Messenger RNA from Helianthus annuus (common sunflower), 819 nucleotides. RefSeq lists its product as uncharacterized. The transcript has a single exon. The coding region runs from base 1 to 819 and encodes 272 amino acids. The record is from RefSeq and is a predicted model, not a curated record. Lineage: Eukaryota; Viridiplantae; Streptophyta; Magnoliopsida; Asterales; Asteraceae.
AUGUUGUCGAAAUGGUGGUGGCGAUUCAAAGCCAACCCGCUCCAACUGUGGUCUCAAUUCAUCGCUUCUACUCACAAAUUCUCUGCGGAUAAUCAGAUUAUUCCGGUGUCAAAGUCGAUUCCUGGGGUAUGGAAAGAUAUCGGUAACGUUGAUUCGGAGCUCCAAAAGCUGGGUUUAGAUAUCAAGCAGAAUUUGGUCGUUAAUAAUGGAGUGUGGAAAUGGCGGACUGAAUCAGAUGAUGUGUUCUCAGUCAAGCAAGUCAGGAUAGACAUCGAAGAUACCUUGGGGGCUGAUCCAAGCUGCGUUCCGGGUUUUGAAUGGAUCCCAUGGGCCCCUCCCAAAGCGAACCACCUGCUUUGGAGGGCGAUCCUUGGGAAGGUAGCGUCUAGAGCCGGUUUAGCCCGUAGAGGCAUUCCCUUGUCUGAUGUCUCUUGUCCCCGGUGCGGGUUAGCUCUCGAAGACUCGGAUCACAUUUUCUUCAACUGUUUGUGGGCUAAAUGCGUCUGGUGGAACGUGCUUUCUUGGAUCCGGAUUAGCUUCCCUGAGGUGUGCGAUUCUCUAGCCGCCCUGUUGAGUCACAUUAAAGAAGCCCCUGGUGGGAAGAUUUGGAAGAAGUUAGUUCGCACCAUUAUUGUCGCCACAACUUGGAGGAUAUGGAUUGCUAGGAAUGCGAAAGUGUUCGACGAUUGCUUCAUCCCGAUUAUGAAGACCGUAGAGCUUGUGAAAGAAGAUGCCUUCCUUUGGAUCUGCAACCGAUCAAAACUCAAAGCGCCUACUUGGGAUAAAUGGAGGAUGUUUGAUGUAGUUGAGAUGUUGUAA